Molecule: messenger RNA, 939 nt
Organism: Colletotrichum orchidophilum
Lineage: Eukaryota; Fungi; Ascomycota; Sordariomycetes; Glomerellales; Glomerellaceae
Exons: 1
Coding region: 1-939 (312 amino acids)
Source: RefSeq, a predicted model, not a curated record
AUGUUUCGCCCGUGGCCCAACCAAGCUCAACCAGACCGCUCAUGGGCUACUUUCAAUAAUGCCGCCGGCAACAGAAUCAACAUCAACAACUUCGGGCUCCAUCCACGCGGCCAUGCCGCGCCAGCAUUCAUGAAUCCGGAACCCCGCCUGUUCAACUUCUCACAGCUCUUCAACAUCACCACCAACAACUUUGGCCCCGUGCCCCUCCGCCCCAAUCAGCCAGGCCGGCUCCGCAACCGAGUGACUGUGGUUCUCCCCGACGGCUCGCGAGUCUUGCUCGAACGCGACCUACUCCACGAGCACCUCCCCCGGACCCGAAACUUCAUGCAGCGCGGCCUCUUCCCCGUCCCCGAGUUUCUCCGAGGCUACGACGACGGCUUCAUGGGAACUCUGAUUGACCCCCGAUACUUUGAGCAUGCUUUCGCCCGCGGCACCACCUUUGUCUUUCGACAUCUCGAGGGCCUGUGCCAAUCAUACACGUCGCCGUACGGGGGCGCAGGUGCAGCAGGCGGCGGCGGCGCCGCCUUUGACCUGUUCGCCCGGCCGCGCUACCUCCUCGCAAACGCCCGCGACCGAGGCGUGACCGUCCGGGAGAUAUUCUGGCACGUCUUCAUACUCUGCUGCGUGCUGGACCAGGACCGCGCGUUCGGCUGCUCCGAUUUGCUGGCUCGGCCGAUUGCCGAGUUCCUCGUCGACUUUCUGCCGAGCGUGGAGGCGUUCUUGCCACCGCUAGCGAUGCAGAUUCUGUUUGUGGGAUACGCUCGCAUCUUUCGCGAGUCGGUAUUUGAGCUGGAGGUGUUGAAGCAGAUGUGGGAGUCGAUGGAUGUCAUGGACCAGACGCACAUCAGGGGGAUGAUGGGCCCCCAGUUGGCGACGAAUGGGAUGGGGAAUAAUGCGCAGCGGGUGUGGACAGCGCUGAGGCACCUUGGCCUUGUCUGA